AUGAUGCCUCUGGCUUGCGCGCUUGGGGAAGAAAACGUAGCCACCUUCCUAAUACUAAAGCUGUUUCCAAGAGAGUUGCAAGAUGAAAACCACGACCAAAUCAAAUGCACGGACGACAACAUCAACAGCAGCAUGCAGAUCGAUGAUCUCGCCUCCUCCCUAGCGCAGCAGAUCCUUGGGCGCUGCUACCCACUAUUCAGGAAGCGCCAGUCACUAGGACCACAAAUCAACAGAUUCAACAGCACACAAAGACCAUGGGUUGGUGGAUUCACAAGAAAAGGAAGAGGAACCAUAUGUUACAUGUACGAGAGCUUGAGGAUUUGCUGGCCGAGCUCAACAGUGCCGCCUUGCUGA
Molecule: messenger RNA, 354 nt
Organism: Triticum turgidum subsp. durum (durum wheat)
Lineage: Eukaryota; Viridiplantae; Streptophyta; Magnoliopsida; Poales; Poaceae
Source: the annotation of a GenBank genome assembly